CUGGCUCAACGUUUUUUACCUCCACGACCCGACCAUCGCUUCACUUCAACGCAGACUCUAAUAGGAGGCUGGAAUUUCAAUAUCUUUCUCACGAUUCGCUCGGAACCAUACAAGUGGGGUCUUUGCUUGUCUCAACGCUACCGCUCGGCAUCGCGAAGCCUGGGGGCCAUGGGUUCUAUCCCCACAGAAUAGUAUGGCGAUCCCCGUUCGGCAUCUGUCAUCGAGCAUGAUCUCCUUGCAUCGUAAAUCCCCAGCCCAUCAGCGAAGUUCGAUCUUAUUUGAGUAAGCCUCGUCAUUGAUACUCUUGAAAAAAACAAAGGCCUCUCUCUACUGGAUAUUCAAGACAAAGACCAGAAAGAAAAUUCGCGCUUCAGGGGUAGUGGGCUAUUCGCGACUCCGCACUUGGUGACCCGACAAUUGCAGCAGCUCUUUCAUUUCUUUUUCAUUGAUUCCCCCGCCGUCAGAGAUUCAGAGGAUCGCUUCAUUUCGUGCGGUCAAAAACGGCAGACUUCCCUAUGGUUUUGGCAGAGAGAAAAUUGACACAACAAAAUUUUGUACAAUCAUGUCGAAGUCUAACAAUAAACCCCAUAUCUCCGCACUGGAAGUUGGUGCACAUAAGGCAGCUAAUGAUUGUUGGAUCGUUGUUGAUAACCAAGUUUGGGACGUCUCUGACUUCCUUCAAGAGCACCCUGGAGGGCCUAGCAUUAUCCUCAAGUAUGCCGGACGAGAUGCAACAAAGGCAUAUUCGGAGAUUCACCCCCCAAGUCUCAUUGAGAACAGUCUUCCCGGGGAUAAACUCAAGGGUGUUCUAGACCGGAACACCAUUGAUGAUGAAUGGCUCAAAGAACCUCCCGAACAAAGCGUGAAUCACCUGCCAGACAAUGAGAAACCAGCUCUAACCACAUUGAUAAACGCCCAUGAUUUCGAAAUUGUAGCCUCUAAGACAGCCACAGCAAAAACAUGGGCUUUCUACUCCAGCGCCUCAAACGACCUUAUCACCCGCGAUGCCAACAAGUCGUUCUUCGACCGCACCUGGUUACGCCCCCGUGUCCUCCGCAAUGUGAAAGAAGUCAAUACCAAGACUAAAAUACUAGGCUGCGAUGUGAACAUGCCCCUCUUCGUCAGUCCCGCCGCCAUGGUGAAACUCAUUCACCCGGAUGGUGAGCUGGCCGUGGCCCGCGCAUGCGAAACCCGAGGCAUCAUGCAGGGUAUCUCCAACAGCGCCAGCUAUUCUAUGAAAGAUAUAACCGCCGCAGGGCCGAAGGCGAAUUAUUUCUUCCAGCUGUACGUCAAUAAGGACCGCGCCAAGUCCGCCGCACAUCUUAAAGAGUGCUCAGAUAACCCACGCAUACGGGCGAUAUUCAUCACAGUCGACGCUGCAUGGCCUGGCAAGCGAGAGGCGGACGAAAGGGUUCGUGCUGAUGAAAAUCUAAGUGUGCCCAUGUCUGCACAGCGAGCGCAGAAUGACUCGAGAGGUGGUGGAUUGGGCCGUGUCAUGGCCGGAUUCAUUGACCCGGCGCUAACAUGGGAAGAUCUAAUCUGGGCACGCAAACACACUCAUCUUCCCCUUGUGCUUAAGGGCGUCAUGUCUGCUGAUGAUGCGAUACUGGCAAUGAAGGCUGGUCUGGACGGGAUUCUGCUGAGUAACCACGGCGGCCGCAAUUUGGACACCAGCCCGCCGGCCCUCGUCACCCUGCUUGAGUUACAUAAGCGCUGUCCUGAGAUAUUCGAUAAGAUGGAAAUCUACGUAGAUGGUGGAAUCCGUCGGGGAACAGAUAUCUUGAAAGCAGUGUGUCUCGGCGCCACGGCGGUGGGGAUGGGAAGGAGCGUACUGUUCUCUGCAAACUACGGACAGGAAGGGGUGGAGCAUUUGUUUGACAUCAUGAAAGACGAACUAGAGGGUGCGAUGAGACUCGUAGGAAUCACAUCGCUUGAAGAGACACAUCCGGGCUUCGUCAAUACAGGAGAUAUCGACCACCUCGUUCCCGAUUCGGCCACCCAUCCUUAUGCUCACUCUGUGGCGCGUGGCCGCGGGCGGACCAGUCCGCCGUCGAAGUUGUGGAAUGGAGGUGCGUAUAGGGCGAAGCUAUAGUUAUUAUAUUCUCCGUAUCUAGUUAUAUACAUAUAUAUAGUUAAAUGAUA
Messenger RNA from Blastomyces gilchristii SLH14081, 2142 nucleotides. RefSeq names its product L-lactate dehydrogenase (cytochrome). The transcript is spliced from 3 exons. Lineage: Eukaryota; Fungi; Ascomycota; Eurotiomycetes; Onygenales; Ajellomycetaceae. Gene Ontology annotation, molecular function: oxidoreductase activity; heme binding. Bases 563 to 2092 code for a protein of 509 amino acids. The record is from RefSeq and is a predicted model, not a curated record.